Messenger RNA from Engraulis encrasicolus (European anchovy), 1211 nucleotides. RefSeq names its product folliculogenesis specific bHLH transcription factor (gene figla). Gene Ontology annotation, biological process: regulation of transcription by RNA polymerase II; developmental process. Bases 140 to 871 code for a protein of 243 amino acids. The record is from RefSeq and is a predicted model, not a curated record. Lineage: Eukaryota; Metazoa; Chordata; Actinopteri; Clupeiformes; Engraulidae. The transcript is spliced from 4 exons. Gene Ontology annotation, molecular function: DNA-binding transcription factor activity, RNA polymerase II-specific; RNA polymerase II transcription regulatory region sequence-specific DNA binding; protein dimerization activity.
UGCUUGUUGUUUCUGAAGCGACUCGAGGUAACCCAAACCUGUCCGUCUUUGGCAAUAACGUAAUUUUCUGGAAUGCUUCGGCAGUUGCGCACAGAUUGACGUUUCCAACUUUGAUUGUUAAUAUCUCAUUCAGUCCCGAAUGUCUGAUAAAAAGAUUAAGGCAGUUUUAAUGAAUGUGCCAGAGCGUGAAUUAAUGGCUGACAUUUUCAUGCAAGAGAAUGGAGAGGCAAUCCUUCCAGUGCAUGUCAGCAUUUUGAAAUUGAAGCGCAUGGACUCCGACAUUUAUUUUGUAGCUGAGGACCGAGAUAAAACAGUCAAAAGAAGGCAGCUGGCUAAUGCAAAGGAGCGAUUAAGGGUGAGGAGUCUGAACGCCAUGUUCGCUCUUCUGAAACGCAUAGUGCCAGUGAUGCCAUUAGGCCGCAAACCUAGCAAAGUGGACAUGCUGAGGGCGGCGGCGGAGUACAUAAGACUGCUUUCAGCUGUGCUACAGGAUCCGUGUAGCAGAGAAAGUCCAAGUAACGUUCUUCAAAGUGGAGAUGCUCAACCAAAUACUGGGAACAGCCUACAAACGGAUGUUUGGACCAUAGAUAAGGUACUGCUGGCCUCCGUUCCCAGCACAGUGCCCAAUGAAACUGUAUGCACUCCUGCCCCAGCUCCAGUUGCCACUGCAGCAAUACAUGUCAACGACCCACAACCCAGAGGCCUUCUGAUCCAGUGUGUGCAGCCUCCUUUCCAGUACAUCCUUCAGCUUGCCCCGGGGGUGGACCAGGACACACUCCAGCCCUCAUGCUCCGUCCCACAGCCAGAGCUCACGGCUCAGUUUCAGCCACAGCUGCAGUUGCCUUUCCAGAUCCAAGCCCAGACUCUUUAGGGGUCAGGGCCUCGAGUCCUAGUGUCACACAUCCUAUGUCAUUUGUGUUUUGUUUUUAUUUAUUAUUGCGUGUGUUAAAUGUGUCAUAUGCUGUGCAUUGUUUUUGUAUUUACCCUCCUAAAUAUGGUUCAUAGCCUUGGGUCUUAUGAAACCACAAAUGCCAAAGGAAGUAUUUCUAAGUGUUUACUAUGUGAGUGAUUACUAUAUCAAUGUUCUGGGGGUGUAUAAGAAAUGGUUUCGGGGGGGGAAGUAAAUUAUUUUUUAAAAUAUUUAUUUUGUUGGGCGUUGUGUCUGUUAUUUUGGUAUCGGGGAAAUCACUAAUAAAUGUUACCAGCAUGCA